GCUCAAACGCUUAAUUUUCCUUUCAUUUCAAUUUUCUACUCUCUUAUAAUUCGCCCCUGAAACGUUCACCCAACUCCUUCUCAGGUCUCACCUCAUUCUUUCCUCUCCUUCUCCCUCUCCACUCUAUACUCUGCAGCCACCAUAACAGACAAUAACAGCUAUGCUUCUCUUUCUACUUCCUUUCCUUUUCCUGCUCUCUCCUUCCCCCUCCUUUUCUCUCAACCAAGAAGGUCUCUACCUCCACCAAGUCAAGCUCUCUCUCUCUGACCCUGACUCCACCCUCUCCUCCUGGUCCGACCGCGACACCACCCCUUGUUCAUGGUUCGGCGUCAGCUGCGACCCUAAAACCAACUCCGUCACUUCCAUCGACCUUUCCAACUCCAACAUAGGCGGCCCAUUUCCUUCACUCCUCUGCCGCCUCCAGAACCUCACUUCCAUUUCCUUCUACAAUAACUCCGUUAAUGAUAAUCUCCCUCUUGACAUUUCCUCCUGCCAGCAUCUACAACACCUCGAUCUCGCUCAGAAUUACCUUACUGGUACGCUCCCCCAUACCUUAGCUGACCUCCCCAACCUCAGGUACCUUGACCUCACCGGUAACAACUUCUCCGGAGAUAUUCCUGAGUCUUUUGGUCGCUUUCAAAAACUGGAGGCUAUUUCUCUCGUCUAUAAUCUGUUUGAUGGGAUAAUACCUGCAUUUUUGGGCAACAUUACUACUCUAAAGAUGCUGAAUUUGUCUUACAAUCCUUUUUCUCCGGGUCGGAUCCCCCCGGAGCUUGGGAACUUGACCAACCUGGAGAUUUUGUGGCUCACUGAAUGUAAUUUAGUGGGUGAAAUUCCUGACUCUCUAGGUCGACUCAAGAACCUCAAGGAUUUGGACGUUGCAGUUAAUAAUUUAGUCGGCAACAUCCCGAUUUCACUCACUGAGUUGACUAGCGUGUUUCAAAUCGAGCUCUAUAACAACUCGCUGACUGGUGAGUUGCCACGAGGCUUGGGAAAUUUGACAUCAUUGAGACUGCUUGAUGCGUCUAUGAACGACUUGACUGGGCCGAUUCCUGACGAGUUAUGCCGGUUACCAUUAGAGAGUCUCAAUCUCUACGAGAAUCAAUUCGAAGGGAAUUUGCCUGCAAGCAUUGCGAACUCGCCGCGAUUAUACGAACUCAGGCUGUUUCGUAACAGACUCACCGGCGAGUUGCCCCAAAAUCUUGGCAAAAACUCACCGCUGAGAUGGCUUGACGUGUCAAGCAACAAAUUCACCGGCGAAAUCCCUGCGACUUUGUGUGCGAAGGGCGAGUUAGAGGAGAUGCUAAUGAUAUACAAUUCAUUUUCGGGUCAAAUACCUCAAAGUUUAAGUGACUGCCAGAGCUUGGCCCGAGUCCGCUUAGGGCACAACCAGCUGUCCGGUGAAGUGCCAUCUGGGUUCUGGGGCCUGCCUCAUGUGUACCUUGUUGAGCUUGUUAACAAUUCAUUCUCCGGUCCAAUUGCUAAGACCAUAGCAAGUGCAGCAAAUUUGUCACUCUUGAUUUUAGAUAAUAAUCUUUUCAAUGGAAGCAUACCAGAGGAGAUUGGCUGGUUAGAGAAUCUUGGAUCUUUCUCUGGAAGUGAAAAUGAAUUCAGUGGACCGUUGCCCGUGAGUAUAGUAAAUCUGAAGCAGCUAGGAAGCCUGGAUCUUCAUGGUAAUUUGCUUUCUGGUGAGCUGCCAUCCGGGAUUGAUUCAUGGAAGAAAAUGAAUGAGCUCAAUUUGGCUAAUAACGAGUUUUCGGGUCAGAUUCCGGAGGGAAUUGGAAAGCUGCCUGUGCUUAAUUAUCUUGAUUUGUCUAGCAACCGGUUUUCUGGGAAAAUCCCACUUAGCUUGCAGAACUUAAAGUUGAAUCAGCUCAAUCUAUCAUACAACAGGUUAUCUGGGGAGAUUCCACCUUUGUUUGCCAAGGAAAUGUACAGAAGUAGCUUUCUUGGGAAUCCUGGCUUAUGUGGAGAUAUUGAAGGUCUAUGCGAUGGGAGAGGUAAAGGGAAAGGCGAAGGUGGUGCCUGGCUGCUGAAGUCCAUUUUUAUACUUGCUGCUCUUGUUCUUGUUAUUGGUGUGGUUUGGUUCUAUUUCAAGUACAGGACUUUCAAGAACGCAAGAGCUAUUGACAAGUCAAAAUGGAUAUUAAUGUCGUUUCACAAAUUGGGUUUUAGUGAAUACGAGAUCUUGGCAUCUCUUGAUGAGGAUAACGUAAUAGGAAGCGGGUCGUCAGGGAAAGUCUACAAGGUUGUGCUUAGCAAUGGCGAAGCAGUUGCGGUGAAGAAGCUCUGGGGAGGGGUCAAAAAGGAGGGUGAUGAAAGCGACGUUGAGAAAGGUCAGUUCCAGGACGAUGGGUUUGAGGCAGAGGUUGAGACUUUGGGUAAGAUUAGGCACAAGAACAUUGUUAAGCUAUGGUGUUGCUGCACCACUAGAGACUGUAAACUUUUGGUAUACGAGUACAUGCCUAACGGUAGCUUGGGUGACUUGUUGCAUGGUAGUAAGGGAGGUUUGCUAGAUUGGCCAACAAGGUAUAAGAUCCUUUUAGAUGCAGCUGAGGGGCUUUCCUAUUUGCAUCACGAUUGUGUACCUCCAAUUGUGCAUAGAGAUGUUAAGUCCAACAAUAUUUUGUUGGAUGGGGAUUUCGGAGCUCGGGUGGCUGAUUUUGGUGUAGCCAAGGUGGUUGAUUCCACCACCGGAAAGCCUAAGUCCAUGUCUAUCAUUGCAGGGUCUUGUGGUUACAUUGCUCCAGAGUAUGCUUACACACUUCGAGUGAAUGAGAAGAGUGAUAUCUACAGCUUUGGUGUGGUUAUUCUGGAGUUGGUCACAAGGAAACUUCCGGUUGAUCCAGAGUUAGGCGAGAAGGACUUGGUGAAGUGGGUAUGCACCACUCUAGAUCAGAAAGGAGUGGACCAUGUUAUUGAUCCCAAAUUGGAUUCUUGUUUCAAGGAAGAGAUAUGCAAGGUCCUCAACAUUGGCAUUCACUGUACUAGUCCUCUACCCGUCAACCGUCCGUCCAUGAGAAGGGUGGUAAAAAUGCUGCAAGAAGUUGUGCCAGAGAACAUGCCCAAGACUGCUAAAAAAGAUGGGAAAUUGACACCCUAUUACUAUGAAGAUGCUUCAGAUCAUGGAAAUGAAGCUUGAGAAUUACAAUAAAUUAAAUUUUCCUUUCCAACUUGGGAUUUUGAAGGAGCUAACACACGAUAAGCUCCAGUUUUCUUGUUCUAGGGCCAACUUCCCAGUUUGCUUUACAAAAAGAGGGAAGGUAAAAGGAGUUAAAAAAACAGAGGAAAGAGAGAAUGAAAAUGAAAUGCAAGCAAUUUGUUAAGUUAUUAAUGAGAUGUUAAAUUCUUGUCACUGUAAAGUAACUAACUAUUCCUGAAUUUGUCCUUUAAAUGGGGUCCUGCCCCGCAUUAAAAUUUUAUUUGUUGAGAGUGA
Hevea brasiliensis (rubber tree) is the source of this 3436-nucleotide messenger RNA. RefSeq names its product receptor-like protein kinase HSL1. Gene Ontology annotation, biological process: protein phosphorylation. NCBI's taxonomy places the organism in Eukaryota, Viridiplantae, Streptophyta, Magnoliopsida, Malpighiales, Euphorbiaceae. Bases 161 to 3142 code for a protein of 993 amino acids. Gene Ontology annotation, molecular function: ATP binding; protein kinase activity; receptor serine/threonine kinase binding. The record is from RefSeq and is a predicted model, not a curated record. The transcript has 2 exons.